This is a messenger RNA of Oppia nitens, 1314 nucleotides long. It is a transcript of the gene IFT52, whose product is annotated as intraflagellar transport protein 52 homolog. Gene Ontology annotation, cellular component: centriole; cilium; intraciliary transport particle B. The transcript has 5 exons. Gene Ontology annotation, biological process: intraciliary transport; cilium assembly. Bases 1 to 1314 code for a protein of 437 amino acids. Lineage: Eukaryota; Metazoa; Arthropoda; Arachnida; Sarcoptiformes; Oppiidae. The record is from RefSeq and is a predicted model, not a curated record.
AUGAAAGUGACUAAUUCAACCAAAACUAGUGACACGAAUGUCAAGAAUACUAUAGUCUUUGAUGUCUCUAAAAGCCCUAACUUUGGUCUUAACGAUGGCUUCAGAACUUUGCAGAGAAGACUUAAGACAAGUGGUUGGAAAGUAAUGAGCAAUAAAGAAGAGAUAACUAACGAAAUAUUAUCGCAAUCGACUAUAUUUGUCAUCUUAAGUCCUAAAUCUAAAUAUAAUGACAUUGAAUUUAAGAAUAUUCGUAAAUAUAUACAAAAUGGAGGAAAACUAUGGCUUAUGUUAGGAGAAGGAGGCGAACGAAAAGCUUCGACUAAUGUUAACUUUUUACUCGAAGAAUACGGAAUCGCUAUAAAUAAUGAUUGUGUGGUGAGAACUGCAUUUUACAAGUAUUAUCACCCGAAAGAGGCACUUAUAGGCAACGGUGUGUUAAACAGAGGGUUACUACAGUGUGCCAACAAAUUGCAAAGAUUGGUCAAUCAGGACAAUGAAGACACGAUUCAAAUUCAAAAUAUUAAUUAUGUUUAUCCAUUUGGGGCGACACUCAAUGUGGCCAAACCCGCCACAGCUGUACUGUCAACCGGAUCGCUAGCAUUGCCACUGCAUCGACCAGUUUGUGCUUUUUAUAAUCAGUCGACAAAUGGCAAAAUAGUUGUGUUGGCGUCCAGUCAUAUAUUUAGCGACACUUAUAUCGAAAAAGAAGAUAAUUCUUUAUUAAAGGAUGUUAUUAUCAAUUAUUUGACAGACGAUACGUUUGUUUUGAAUACAAUUGAUGCACAAAACCCGGAAAUAUCUGAUUAUUAUACGAUUCCCGACAUUGAAUUGUUGUCGGAUCAGCCCUUUUCUAGUCUCGAAGAAAGUGAAGAAUUGCCGUCAGAUUAUAACAAAUUAUUUUCUAAAAGCAUUAAUCAAAUUACAAACACAGAGCUGACGCAAGUUAUCAAAGCCUAUGAAGAGUUGCAGAUGGAUAGAGAAACGCUUAAACUUAUAAAACCGCAGUUCGAGACACCCCUUCCAGCAUUACAACCGGCUGUCUUUCCGCCCACUUUUAGGGAGUUACCAAAACCGGCUCUUGAGUUACUUGAUUUGGACGAUGCCUUCAGUUCAAUACCAACACGAUUGACACAAAUCGCCAACAAAUGCGGUGAAAAUGAUUUGGAAUAUUUCGUGAGAGAGUGCGGACUCAUUGUUGGUAUCAAUGAGACAAUGACCGGUCAGAAGUCCGCUAAAGCUAUUCUUCACUAUAUAUUUAGCAAAAUUGUUGAAUUCAAAAAAGUUAAUUCAAAUCAGGAAAUUAUUUUGCAUUAA